This is a messenger RNA of Dendrobium catenatum, 1554 nucleotides long. RefSeq lists its product as uncharacterized. Gene Ontology annotation, molecular function: S-adenosylmethionine-dependent methyltransferase activity. NCBI's taxonomy places the organism in Eukaryota, Viridiplantae, Streptophyta, Magnoliopsida, Asparagales, Orchidaceae. The record is from RefSeq and is a predicted model, not a curated record. Bases 121 to 1176 code for a protein of 351 amino acids. The transcript has 8 exons.
GAUUGAGCCGCAUAAAUCUGAUGCCUCACUGCUCGUGUGGAUAGCCGGGCGCCACCCAAACCGACUUGAAUUCAGCCGGGACUAUUUAGCGAUCGGAGCUCAUACAGAAGUCAUACGGAGAUGGCUACUGUUACUGGGAGCAUCGGAGUCCUUACCCGCAUCCGCUUGCCAAAAGCUAAAGGGUUCUCCAAAAGCCAGCGUACGUUCGACUGCAAGCGGUCCGCCUCCUUCGCCGCCGCUGCCAUCGCCGGCACCGCGGCAUCCGUCUCUGUCGAGGUCCCGGAACUAAAUUCUACCCUGGAAAAAAAUGGCAAGAGCUCUGAAUAUAGUGACACUCUAUUCAAUCUUGCAUGCCCAAUUUGUUACAAGCCAUUUGCCAGUAGAGGCGACCCACAAGUGACUUUGGCCUCCACUAUUGGGUCUGGAGUUGAAUGCUAUACAUGCAAGAAGUUAUAUUUCCAGAAUGAAACUUACUUGGAUCUCACGAUAGCAAGCGGAUUGGAGGAAUAUUCUGAAACAAUGCCAGCUGCAACAGAAAUAUUCAGGAAUCCUUUGGUGCCAUUUCUAUAUGAGAGGGGAUGGCGUCAAAGUUUUAUAUGGGGAGGUUUCCCUGGUCCAGAAAGAGAGUUUAAAAUGGCCCAAAAUUACCUUAAGCCUGCCACUGGAGGAACUAUUAUAGAUGCAAGCUGUGGGAGUGGAUUAUUCUCAAGGCUAUUUGCCAGAAGUGGACUGUAUUCCCAUGUAGUUGCUUUGGACUUCUCCGAGAAUAUGCUGCGACAGUGCCAUGAAUACAUUAAACAAGAGAACAUACCAAAAGAGAACUUAAUCUUGGUCCGGGCUGAUAUCUCCAGGCUUCCUUUUGUUUCAAAUUCCAUAGAUGGGGUGCAUGCGGGUGCUGCAUUGCAUUGCUGGCCAUCACCUUCUGCUUCUGUAGCAGAGAUAAGCCGGAUUCUUCGCCCUGGCGGCAUUUUUGUGGCCACGACUUUCAUUUAUGAUUUUAUUACAGUUCCAGUCUUCAGGGCAUUAAGAGAGUUCUACAUCCGGGCUACAAGCAACCACUUGUAUAUUUCAGAAAGAGAACUGGAGGAUCUCUGCAGAGCAUGUGGCCUGGUUGGCUUUAAAUGUGUGAGGAACGGACCAUUUGUGAUGAUCUCUGCAUCCAAACCUGUUUGUUGAACUUCCAAGUCUCAAACUAAUGGCAGUGCAGCUAUCAGCUCAUCUUGUCUAAAUCCAGGUUUUGAACAGUUUUUACCAUUUUUCUCUCUACAGUGGAAAAUUAUUUCAUGAAAGAAAUAAAGCAUAGAAUAAAUAUUAUGAUAGAAAGGGAAAAUACUGUGAUAAUUGUUUCAGAAGCGAAUGUGAAUUCCAAAAUCAACUAAAGCUUUGUUUGGUACGACUUUAUUUCUGCUUCUUAAAACAUUGUUUUGUAGUAGAAUACUAUUUUAAGAAGCAGUAAGAAAAUCGUCCCAAACGAAGCCUAAUUGUACAAAUUUGUUUAUUUUGUGCUUGAAUUGUUAUUAGAGAUUAUAGAGUACUAAUUGUCCACCUUGUUAA